Molecule: messenger RNA, 1370 nt
Organism: Halichondria panicea
Lineage: Eukaryota; Metazoa; Porifera; Demospongiae; Suberitida; Halichondriidae
Product: multiple epidermal growth factor-like domains protein 10
Exons: 4
Coding region: 612-1355 (247 amino acids)
Source: RefSeq, a predicted model, not a curated record
CAUAAUUAACAUCCUAAAAGUCAACACAGCUACCCCUCAACAUGAAGGCUAAGAUUGUACUACUUUGGAGUUUGGCAGUCUGUGUAUGUACAAGUUUCACAUCAGCGAGAGCUCAGUUCAUACUGACAGUCAACUUCAUCAACUACACCAACCCAACCGGAUUGUGUGCUGAAUGUAGUGUACCAAGUGCUGACCUGCUAGUACCAGUGUGCUGUGAUGAUCUACCACUUAGAAACACCAACUGUGACAACACAGGAGAGGAGAGUUGUGACACCAGGUUCCGUUGGACCAUUAGACCAUUCGCUGCAUCACUGGAGACAAGACCCUCCAAUAUACUCAAUCCUGGCAGUCCUACUAAUUACUUCUUCACAAACUGUCCAACCUCACCCAACUCUGUUUGCCCAUUCCCCCAAGUGAGCACAACAUUUCCCCAAGGCCCACUAGGUUUCCUGGGUGUAGCAGCCAACCCUCUACCAGUGGUGUCAGGAACAAUGUGGACAGGACAAAUAUAGUUCUUCAUAGAAGCUGUGGAUAGUCGACUCCCGAACAUAAUAGACAGUCUGUUGAUUAACCUGGACAACCUCCAACUUGGAGCAGACUUUACAGAGGAGAUGACGUUCACUGGAUACCACGACGUAUCUCACAUGACCAUGAGUUUCAGAGUCGAGUGCUCUCCUGGUUUCUGUGGACCUGACUGUACCACCACACCUCAGAACAAUCCACGAGUGGCGACAUGUCAAGCUGAUGGCACUCUAACAUGUACUGAUAACCGAUUAGACCCUUCACCUCUUGUAGCCUGCAACGACUGCCUCUACAACUAUGACCCAAUCUCCAAUUGCACAGCCUGUCUUCCUGGUUUCUGUGGACCUGACUGUACCACCACACCUCAGAACAAUCCACGGGUGGCGACAUGUCAAGCUAAUGGCUCUCUAGUGUGUGACAAUAACUUCGAUCCUAAAACAAACUGUACUAAGUGUGUGGAUAAUUAUGCUCUAACCACCAACUGCUUAAGCUGUUUGUUUGGCUAUGAUAUUAAUAGUGGAUGUACAGUAUGUCUCCUAGGACAAAACAUAUCCACAAGAUGUACCACUUGUCUGUCUGGAUUCACUGGCAGUAAAUGUGAACCUAACUCUUCACUAAGUGUGGGAGUGGUGGGUGGUAUCACUGGAGGAGUGGGUGGAGUUUUGCUGCUUAUCAUUCUAGUAAUGGCCGUGUUCCUCAUCCUACUUACAGUCCGUAUCAAAAAGAGUGGUAACCAAGACAUCAGUACUGCCACUACUACAGGUGAAACACUAGACACAUGUACUAAAGUCUAUAUAGUCAAGUCAACCUGUGUUGAGGUUGACCUUUAUUAAUGUUGUCAUAACUUU